AUGAUCUCACACAUCGUCGAGUACCAGUGCCAGUACUCGAGCCAGGUGAUGAAGAAGCACAAGAGCUGGUACGACGGGAGGUUGAAGUACUUCAAGGCGAAUAGCAGGUUCAUGCUGUACUCCGAGGACAACGUGCAGCUGGGCAGUGCGUUUGUCACCAGUGAGAGACAGGUACAACAGUUCCUGGACCCUGCUGGGUUUGAGUGCCAGGAACACAAAAUCUUCGGCGCGUUUGUCGUGGUCAUAUACGAGGUGCUCAAAGAGUACGACAGGGAGAUCCAGCACAUCACGGCCCGUGACACUCGAGCGGCCAAGCCGUCUGCUAACUGUAACGCCACUGGGGAGGCGCCAAGGGCGAAGUGUGCUGUUCGGCCCACUUUGAAGAAAAGAGUGCUAAUCGAUACUAGCACUGAGCGAGAGGGGUACACAACAACCGGGCUGGCGUUGAAGUGGAACAAACCGUUCAAACCACCUCGGAUGGUCCCCCGAGAUAGUGGGAACCGACCUGCCGUGAGAGAUUCCCGUGUCAAAAGAGAAGUGGGCACCACUACGAAGAUGAGGUCGACCCCAGCAGAAGUAGUGGACACUCCCGCUGCGCCACCUAAGCACAAGAACAAAGCUAUUCACACAACGACUGUACAGAUCCAGACUGAUCGAAGUACACCGCGACCUACAGCUUACAUUAAAACUGCACGGAAAGCAGUUCAUGAUACCCACUUCAGAAGUCGGAAUUUUGCUCCCAUCAGAAGGAUCGCACACAAUCCGAUAGUACUCCCCAAGUGA
This is a messenger RNA of Huiozyma naganishii CBS 8797, 783 nucleotides long. RefSeq names its product Mte1p (gene MTE1). The transcript has a single exon. Bases 1 to 783 code for a protein of 260 amino acids. The record is from RefSeq and is a predicted model, not a curated record. Lineage: Eukaryota; Fungi; Ascomycota; Saccharomycetes; Saccharomycetales; Saccharomycetaceae.